AUGCGAGAGUGGAACUCGAUGGGCAUGCAGCGACACAAUGAGCAACACGGUGGUGGCACAAUGGACACACAGCGCCACGAGGAGUUGAGUGAUAGUGAGAGAGCGCAAUUUCUUGACGUGGUGAGGGCAAGUUGGCAAGGUCAUAGGAGCUUGCAACUUGUGGACAAGAACAAGAACUAUUUUAAGAAGGUUGAUGUCUUCAGAAGUGGAAAAAGAGUCAAAUUUAAGGAGGACAUCCAAGGGUGCAGGAGAGAGAUGGAGAAUGUUUGUAUUCGAGAUGACCGAGAUACAGGGGUUAGAUAUAUCAAGCUCCAAAAGAUAAUGGAAACCUUCAUGAUCCAAGGGGACAUUUUUUGGCUUCAAAAGGCCAAGAUGUUUUGGUAUCGUGAGAGGGACAAGAAUACUAGUUACUUUCAUGCUACCGUGUUAGUAAGGAAAAUGAGGAAUAGAGUCAAAUGUCUAUUGUGUGAAGAUGGAGUAUAG
This is a messenger RNA of Glycine soja, 483 nucleotides long. RefSeq lists its product as uncharacterized. The record is from RefSeq and is a predicted model, not a curated record. NCBI's taxonomy places the organism in Eukaryota, Viridiplantae, Streptophyta, Magnoliopsida, Fabales, Fabaceae. Bases 1 to 483 code for a protein of 160 amino acids. The transcript is spliced from 2 exons.